AUGGACAAUCCAUCCUAUCUCCCCCUAAAUGGGAACGUGGACACUCCACCCUGUCCCCCAAAAACGGGCACAGACAGCCUACCCUGCCCCCCAAUCCUGCUGGGCUCCAGCCUGACUUCACCAAAACCAGAAAUAAGCAGAAGGGCCAGGCACAAAGUCCCCCAAGGGCCUUCCCGAGGGGCUGCCCAGGCUGAGCAGAGCAGGGCUGGAGGAGCCCGAGGGCUGGAGGAGCCGGGGAGCCGCAGCUGCCCCUCGGCUGUCCCGGGGGACGGGAGGCACCGGCUGCCGGGGCUGCGUGCCCUCGGGGGGCUCUCCGGACAGCCCGCAGCCCUCCUGCGAGACAAACCCGGCCGGACAAUACUGACCGAAAACAAGCCAGCAUCCAUGGGGGGGCUGCGUGCUGCCCGUGUCCCCCCAACCUCGGCGGAACCAACCCACGGCUGCAGCCCCCCAACCCCGGGGAAGAACCCCCCAUACCCGGGGGAACCAACCCACGGCUGCAGCCCCCAAUCCCGGGGAAGAACCCCCCAUACCCGGGGGAACCAACCCACGGCUGCAGCCCCCAAUCCCGGGGAAGAACCCCCCAUACCCGGGGGAACCAACCCACGGCUGCAGCCCCCAAUCCCGGGGAAGAACCCCCCAUACCCGGGGGAACCAACCCACGGCUGCAGCCCCCAAUCCCGGGGAAGAACCCCCCAUACCCGGGGGAACCAACCCACGGCUGCAGCCCCCAAUCCCGGGGAAGAACCCCCCAUACCCGGGGGAACCAACCCACGGCUGCAGCCCCCAAUCCCGGGGAAGAACCCCCCAUACCCGGGGGAACCAACCCACGGCUGCAGCCCCCAAUCCCGGGGAAGAACCCCCCAUACCCGGGGGAACCAACCCACGGCUGCAGCCCCCAAUCCCGGGGAAGAACCCCCCAUACCCGGGGGAACCAACCCACGGCUGCAGCCCCCAAUCCCGGGGAAGAACCCCCCAUACCCGGGGGAACCAACCCACGGCUGCAGCCCCCAAUCCCGGGGAAGAACCCCCCAUACCCGGGGGAACCAACCCACGGCUGCAGCCCCCAAUCCCGGGGAAGAACCCCCCAUACCCGGGGGAACCAACCCACGGCUGCAGCCCCCAAUCCCGGGGAAGAACCCCCCAUACCCGGGGGAACCAACCCACGGCUGCAGCCCCCAAUCCCGGGGAAGAACCCCCCAUACCCGGGGGAACCAACCCACGGCUGCAGCCCCCAAUCCCGGGGAAGAACCCCCCAUACCCGGGGGAACCAACCCACGGCUGCAGCCCCCAAUCCCGGGGAAGAACCCCCCAUACCCGGGGGAACCAACCCACGGCUGCAGCCCCCAAUCCCGGGGAAGAACCCCCCAUACCCGGGGGAACCAACCCACGGCUGCAGCCCCCAAUCCCGGGGAAGAACCCCCCAUACCCGGGGGAACCAACCCACGGCUGCAGCCCCCAAUCCCGGGGAAGAACCCCCCAUACCCGGGGGAACCAACCCACGGCUGCAGCCCCCAAUCCCGGGGAAGAACCCCCCAUACCCGGGGGAACCAACCCACGGCUGCAGCCCCCAAUCCCGGGGAAGAACCCCCCAUACCCGGGGGAACCAACCCACGGCUGCAGCCCCCAAUCCCGGGGAAGAACCCCCCAUACCCGGGGGAACCAACCCACGGCUGCAGCCCCCAAUCCCGGGGAAGAACCCCCCAUACCCGGGGGAACCAACCCACGGCUGCAGCCCCCAAUCCCGGGGAAGAACCCCCCAUACCCGGGGGAACCAACCCACGGCUGCAGCCCCCAAUCCCGGGGAAGAACCCCCCAUACCCGGGGGAACCAACCCACGGCUGCAGCCCCCAAUCCCGGGGAAGAACCCCCCAUACCCGGGGGAACCAACCCACGGCUGCAGCCCCCAAUCCCGGGGAAGAACCCCCCAUACCCGGGGGAACCAACCCACGGCUGCAGCCCCCAAUCCCGGGGAAGAACCCCCCAUACCCGGGGGAACCAACCCACGGCUGCAGCCCCCAAUCCCGGGGAAGAACCCCCCAUACCCGGGGGAACCAACCCACGGCUGCAGCCCCCAAUCCCGGGGAAGAACCCCCCAUACCCGGGGGAACCAACCCACGGCUGCAGCCCCCAAUCCCGGGGAAGAACCCCCCAUACCCGGGGGAACCAACCCACGGCUGCAGCCCCCAAUCCCGGGGAAGAACCCCCCAUACCCGGGGGAACCAACCCACGGCUGCAGCCCCCAAUCCCGGGGUGCCCUAUGGGGACCCUGGGGACACCGAGCCGUGCCCGCCCCAUGGGACCCUGGGGACACCGAGCCAUCCCCGCUCACCACGGGCUGGUGUGGGGGCGUGCCUGCGAGAGCGCCCCAAAUAG
Messenger RNA from Ficedula albicollis (Collared flycatcher), 2376 nucleotides. RefSeq names its product basic proline-rich protein-like. NCBI's taxonomy places the organism in Eukaryota, Metazoa, Chordata, Aves, Passeriformes, Muscicapidae. Bases 1 to 2376 code for a protein of 791 amino acids. The transcript has 2 exons. The record is from RefSeq and is a predicted model, not a curated record.